Messenger RNA from Gastrolobium bilobum, 896 nucleotides. RefSeq names its product pyridoxine/pyridoxamine 5'-phosphate oxidase 2. The transcript has 7 exons. Bases 41 to 628 code for a protein of 195 amino acids. Lineage: Eukaryota; Viridiplantae; Streptophyta; Magnoliopsida; Fabales; Fabaceae. Gene Ontology annotation, biological process: pyridoxine biosynthetic process. The record is from RefSeq and is a predicted model, not a curated record. Gene Ontology annotation, molecular function: FMN binding; pyridoxamine phosphate oxidase activity.
AAAAGAAAGAAAAAAAAAUCCCAAAGCUUGAGAAUUGGAAAUGGGUAGUGUGGCAUGGAAGCAGCUUCUUCUAAACGCUUUGGAAUCCAACAGUAACCUUAAGCACUCUUCUUUCAUGCAGCUUGCAACCAUAGGAACCAACGGAAAACCUUCGAAUCGCACUGUCGUUUUUAGAGGAUUCCAAGACAACACUGAUAACCUCCAAAUUAACACUGAUGCCCGUACUCGCAAGAUUGAAGAGCUCAAGCUUUGCUCCUCUGCUGAGAUAUGCUGGUAUUUCACGGAUUCCUGGGAGCAAUUCCGGAUAAAUGGGAACAUAGAUAUCAUCGAUGGGUCGAAUCCUGAUCCAAUAAAACUUCAGCAAAGAGAAAAUUCCUGGUUUGCCAGUUCAGUGAGAUCAAGGAUGCAAUAUUUGGAGCCUAACCCAGGACUUCCCUGUCUAAAUGAACAACCACAGGCAGAAAUAACAUUAGAUCCUUCUACAGGUCCAGUUGAUGCUUUUUGUUUAUUGAUCCUAGAGCCAGAUCAGGUUGAUUACUUGAAUCUGAAGAGUAACCAGAGGCUAACAUGCAAAACAAGUGUGAGUGCAGCAAAGAAAAGCUGGAUUAUGGAGAGGGUCAACCCAUAAUCUGUUCUCAGUCAUACUUAGAUUUUACUGCAAGCAACAAGUUGCAUGUUCUGAGUAUAGAGAGAAGAUUGACUGGAACAUGCCAGUCAGAUUUUCGUUUGACACUGGUCACUAGAUGAUCAGCUUUCAUUCCUCUUAAUGUUCUGAACAGUGGAAGGUUGUACUUGUUCGAUAUAAACCUAGUAAGAUUGGAUGCGAAUUAGUCUCGUGUGUAUAACAUCUUAGCUUAAUGGGCAUCUCACUGGAGUAACUAUUUGUCACUUUGAUU